Molecule: messenger RNA, 1764 nt
Organism: Penicillium mononematosum
Lineage: Eukaryota; Fungi; Ascomycota; Eurotiomycetes; Eurotiales; Aspergillaceae
Product: PLP-dependent transferase
Exons: 3
Coding region: 1-1764 (587 amino acids)
Biological process (GO): transsulfuration
Molecular function (GO): pyridoxal phosphate binding; cystathionine gamma-synthase activity
Source: RefSeq, a predicted model, not a curated record
AUGUCAAGUAUAGAGCUUGGCGACUCAAUUCCAUCCCUCACAGCGCAUGCUGUGAGCAUGUCUUUGCCCACAUGGACUGAUAAUGUGGAUUAUGAGGAGGGUGCCAGCCGGGUUAUGGACAAACUACCAAAUGGUUAUCCACGGUUCUUCAUCCACAGAUCCAUUGUGGCAUUUGCAGAUGACAUUAUUUCCAGAUAUAGCACCUCAGACCGGCAGGCUAUGCUGUUUCCAUCCAGCAAGACCGCACAGAGAUGUCGCACCUUCAUUGAGGCCAAAGCGGAGUCCGGCCUCGCAGGAGAGGUCAAGAUCAUUGAUCUGUUCCUCGAUAAAACCAGAGAGGUUUCAAAGAUCAUGGCGAAGAUCUCGCCCUCGGUAUCAGCUGUAAUCUUCAACAAAGACCUCUUCCCUAUAGCCAAGCAAUAUUGGCAACACGCCGGUGACGGUAUCUCAAGCAGACAUGCUGAAUUUUGUCAUUCACUCUUCUUGGAUGGCAGGUUGGCAGAUUCCACAUCGCCGCAGCCAAUCAUAAAUCAGAAAAAAGGCCCCAAGAGAUACCAAGCAGGAUCUGUAUACCAGGCCUUUUCAGAAGAAAACAAAGUCGCCCCAGAAAGAGUCGAAAGUACGCAAUUUUUGGAGGAGCGUUUUGGUCGAAACUUGGAUAUAUCACUUGUCGAUAACGCCAAGUCAGCAAUCCGUCGACGCAUAGCUGGCUCUUUGGUGGGCGAAGUGGACCUUGCAGUCGAACCAAGCAAGACAACCUCAGACUCGCGUGGAGUAAAGGGACUUUCCGACGAUGACGUUUAUCUCUAUCCUUGUGGGAUGAACUCCAUUUUCAACACUCACCGGAUGUUGAUGGAGUGCAGAGGUCAACUGAAGAGUAUAUCAUUUGGUUUCCCCUACGUUGACACGCUCAAAAUCCUAGAAAAAUUCGGCCCCGGAUGUCUUUUCUACGGGCACGGCUCAUCGGAAGAACUGGAUGACUUGGAAACCCGCCUGAAGGGUGGCGAGCGAUACCUGGCCCUCUUCUGCGAGUUCCCCGGAAAUCCCAUGUUGAAAUGCCCCGACUUGAAGCGAAUCAAAAAGUUGGCCGAUGCCUAUGACUUCGCCGUUGUUGUUGAUGAGACGAUUGGAAACUCCAUCAACGUUCAUGUCCUUCCACAUGCAGAUGUGGUUGUCAGCAGUCUCACGAAGAUUUUCUCGGGAGACUGCAAUGUUAUGGGUGGCAGUGCGAUCUUGAACCCCGAAGGCAGGUACUAUCAGCAAUUGAAGAGUGCUUUCGAAGCAGACUACGAGGACAACUAUUGGGCUGAGGACGUUAUGUUCAUGGAGCGCAAUAGCCGUGACUUUGUGACUCGGAUCAAGAAAAUCAACGACAAUGCCGAAGCUAUCUGCAAUGUUCUUCAAGGGCAUGCUCUUGUUAAGGAAGUAUACUACCCUAAGUAUUCUCCUACCAGGCAGUUUUAUGAUGAUUGUCGUACACCAGCUGGCGGGUAUGGUGGCUUGUUAUCGUUUACUUUUCACAAAAAGGAUCAUGCGGUUGCAUUUUUUGAUCGCAUCGAGACUGCGAAAGGACCUAGUCUCGGUACAAACUUUACCUUGACUUCACCGUAUGUUCUUCUAGCACACUAUCGGGAGUUUGAUUGGGCGGCAGGGUUCGGCGUGCCAGCGGAUCUGCUUCGCAUUAGCGUUGGUGUUGAGGAUGAGGAGGAUCUGAAGUCACGGUUUGCGAUUGCAUUGGAAGCUGCCGAGGCAGUUGGUCGUUGA